AUGGUGCAGGACCCGGGCACCAGGCUGGUGGCCGAGCUGCUGCUGGGAGCGGGGGAGGCCGGCGCCAUCCUGUGCCUCUGCUCCCGUGCUUUCGUCGAAGAUCGAAAAUUAUAUAAACUGGGAUUGAAAGGAUUUUAUGUCAAAGAUGACAAUGACAGUACAGGGGAAGAACAAGCAUCUGAGGAGGAGAACCAUUGUUCCAAUGUGAGAUUAAAGGUGGAUACUAAUCAUGCCCUGGACUUGGAGGAAGUUGAACUAGACUCGGAAGCUGAGCUUAUGAAGAGCAUGGGAUUGCCUCUUCAGUUCGGUGGGCAGUCAGCCUACAGGGACUUUGUGGCAACAGAAAAUUACAGAAAAAAAAAUAACGUGAAGAUUAUGAAAAAGAAAAAGAAGAAGAAAAAAGAGUUACAGCAAAAACACGAGGAUAAAAUGGAGCAGGAAUGCCAGGACAAAGCUUGUGGUGGUUGUAUCCAAUCUGUUUCUGGUGAGAUGGCCCUAGCUACAGAGCAGUGUGACAUGAGCAGCAGACCUCAGGCUGUAAUUGAAGAGAACUGUGAAAGCUCAGAAAGCCUUGCAAGUGAGGCUUUACCCAGUGAACUUAAGGAAAAAUGGGAGAAGUACUGGGGUGAGUACGGACAGGGCCUUCUUUGGCAAAGUUGGUUGGAAAAGCACCAGGAGGUCUCAUCGUCUGAGGGCAUCACAGCCUCUGAACCUUGGAAUAAUCCAGGUACUAAGGAAGAAUGGGAGCAGCAUUAUAAUGAAUUGUACUGGUAUUAUUUGGAACAGUUUCAGUACUGGACAAGUCAAGGAUGGACGACUGAGAGCUCACAUGAUGACAAGGUGGAAGUUAAUGGGGUUGCACAGGAGACUCAGCUUUCAGGAGAAAUGGGCUUGGUUACCCCAGAACCUGAGCAUGGUGAAGUGCUGAGCUUGGAGCUGUCUCCCUCCAACACCAGAAGUGAGAAGACACUCCCUUCAAGUGCUGAGCCCCACAGUGAAAUAAUCUCUGGGAUUUGUAAUUUAAAUCUGAAUUUGGAGGAAGUGGAGCAGAGCAGUGCUGCUCUAACAGUAGCCCACAAAGAUCCUGAAGAGCAGAGUUCAUCUGACAGUGGGAGUCAGAAGGAACCCUGUGAUGGAGGAAGCAGGAAAAGGAGAGCAUCUUGUGAAAAUAACAGUGUUAACCAGUCAGGUAAUACAAAAUCAGGUAAUUCAUGUAGCUUGAAUUCAAAUGAAAAAAAGCAGUUGUUGCUUCAUGAGCAAGAUGAAGAUGAGGAUGAAGAGCCUCCUGAGUACAGGCAUUUUAAAGUCAAGAGAAGCCAUGAGCUGGAUGCGGAUGAGAGCCCAGUGGAAGAUCCUGAGGAAACCUGCUCUGUGUUGGGUUUCAAGUGUGGCACAGGACAAAAGUAUGGUGGAAUUCCAGAUUUCACCCACCGAAGUGUGCAGUACUUGGAGAAAAAAGCAAAACUCAAGUCCAAAUUCUUGGAUAUGCGUAAACCGAGGAAGAGCAAAAACACACACAUCUUCUUUACAGAAGAAUAUGAAAUGACAUGCAAAAAAAGCAAAACUUUGAAGAAGGUGGAAAUGUUCCUGAAGCAGGUUAGUAAACCUGAGGAGGAGGACAUGUCCCAGCCAGCCACCCCUGAGGGUAAAGCAGAGGCAAUGUCUGUGAGCAGCAGCGACUCAGAGGGUCAGGAAGGUGUUACUGCCACACAGAGUGUGACGCUGGAUGCUGAAAUCCAGGAACCACCAUCCUCCAGUGCAGCCUGCACAGAACCUGGGGGGAUUGAGGGGGAGGUGCAGGAUGCUGCAGCAAGUGGCUCCGACGAGCAGGGGGCAGGGAGGCCCGAGCACGGCGGUGGGCGGCAGCUUGUCCCUCUGGAUAUUCCUGAUUAUCUCCAGCCAGAGACAGAGGACAUCAGCCAAGCUGUAGAUGAAAAAAUUACUGCAAAGAGGAAGGAAACAAAAAGAAGAAAGAGGAAUAAAAAUGCACUGAGAACUAUACCUCCUGAGAUUGCUGCUGAUCCAGAGCUCAUCAAGUACUGGGCACAACGCUACCGGCUCUUCUCUCGGUUUGAUGAGGGAAUUAAACUAGACAGAGAGGGUUGGUUUUCUGUUACUCCUGAGAAAAUAGCUGAGCAUAUUGCCCUCCGCGUCAGUCAGUCAUUCAACUGCGACAUCAUAGUGGAUGCGUUCUGUGGGGUUGGAGGAAAUGCUAUUCAGUUUGCAUUGACCUCAAAAAGAGUGAUCGCCAUCGACAUCGAUCCCGAGAAGCUGCGGCUGGCGCGGCACAACGCGGAGGUGUACGGCGUGGCCGAGCGCAUCGACUUCCUGUGCGGGGACUUCACGGCGCUGGCGGCCGGCCUGCGCGCCGACGUGGUGUUCCUCAGCCCACCCUGGGGGGGCCCCGACUACGCCACCGCCGAAAUCUUCGACAUCCACACCAUGAUCUGCCCGGAUGGAUUUGAAAUUUUCAGGCUCUCCAAGAAGAUCACCAACAAUAUUGUGUAUUUUCUGCCUCGGAAUGCUGAUAUUAACCAGGUGGCUUCCUUAGCAGGGCCAGGAGGGAAAGUUGAAAUAGAACAAAAUUUUCUCAAUAACAAACUGAAGACAAUAACAGCUUAUUUUGGUGAUCUAAUAAGGCAUGACAUCUCCUGAACUCCAUGUGGAUUCUUCCAAACCCAGCCUCCCUGACUGCUGCUUUGCUUAAGCUUUUGUACAGCUGGCUGGUCAAAAAUUACUUAAAGCUGUUUUCUGGUUUAAUUUCUGUUUAUAGAAAUUUAUUCUGUUUAUUGCUACUGUCAAUAAAUGCUUUAUAGUAAUUUUGACAAAACUGUAAAUGUACAAAAGCUCUGAAUGUGUGAAAAAAGUCUUUAUAAAAUGCAGGCUUGCAAGGUUUGAGCCGAACCCAUGGAAGUGGGGUUCAGGAUUUCUUUGUAAAUCUCACAUAUACCACUUCUGUGCUUGCUCUGGUUUUGGGGCAUG
This is a messenger RNA of Cinclus cinclus, 2982 nucleotides long. It is a transcript of the gene TGS1, whose product is annotated as trimethylguanosine synthase 1. Gene Ontology annotation, biological process: 7-methylguanosine RNA capping; 7-methylguanosine cap hypermethylation. Bases 1 to 2655 code for a protein of 884 amino acids. Lineage: Eukaryota; Metazoa; Chordata; Aves; Passeriformes; Cinclidae. The transcript has 13 exons. Gene Ontology annotation, cellular component: nucleus. The record is from RefSeq and is a predicted model, not a curated record. Gene Ontology annotation, molecular function: RNA cap trimethylguanosine synthase activity.